AUGUCCCUCCUCCGCACCCUCGACCGGACCUCCGCAGCCUCCCCCAACCACGCGCCCCUGCUCGCCUUCCUGUGGCCCCGCCUGCAGCUUCACACCAAGACCAAGACCAAGACGAAGCCAUCUCGCCGCGGCUACCGUCGCUCGGCGCUGAACCAUGCUCCGCGCACCCAUGCCUCCACCGGCGUCAGUGCCAGUGCCAGUGCCAGCGCCAGCGACCGCGACCCCAUGGACGCCUUCUUCAUCCACGCCCUUGUGCGCGCUGGCUCCUGUCCAGCCCACGCUAAGCCCAUGCACACGCACACGCACACGCACUCGCACUCGCACACGCACUCGCACUCGCACACGCACUCGCACUCGCACUCGCACCCGCAUGCCCACGCCCACGCCCACACCCACUCCCUCCAAUCCUCACAGCAGCACACAACGCGUCCGAAGCGCCUCCCACCGCACGCCCAACAACACGCCCACCAUCAUGGCCACCGCGCCUUCACCACCAAGCCCGGCCACCACGGACCCUUGAGCAAGGCCGGCCAGUUUGCAAAGAAGGAGCUCCAGGCCAUGGUCGACUACUACGGCAUCAAGCUCGACACCCGCCCCGAAGACGACAACGCCAUCGACGACGACGGUCUCCUCAUCUGGAACGUGGGCGACAACCACGAGCCCUGGCCGCUCCGCAACGCCAUCGACUACUUCCACAUACGCCGCCUCAACAAGCUCCUCCAGGACGACGAAUCCCCCCACCAACACGUCUUCGAAACGUACAGAAAGCUGCCCUCGCCAGGCGUCGUCUACCUCGACAAAGACACCAUCCGCAGCCUGCUGCACCAUCUCUCCAUUGUCCAACGGCCCUCUCCCACAGCCAUGCAGCGCUUCAUGUCUAUACUUGACGACAUGAAGACCGCGCAUAUACACAUCACCCAGGCAGAGUGGACCACAGCCAUCUACUUUGCCGGCCGUUGCAUGGGCAGGGUCUCGGCUGACCAAGUCCACUCGGCCCUCAGCGUAUGGCGCGACAUGGAACACCGCGCUGGCGUCAAGGGCGGCUUCGUCACCCUCAACGUCCUCUUCGAUGUCGCCGUCAAGGCCGGCAAAUAUACUCUAGCCGAGACGUUCCUCAAGGAGCUGCGAGCCCGCAACCUCAAGCUGCAUCGCCACUUCCGAAUCUCCCUGCUCUACUACCAUGGCGUGCUGCAGAAUGGCAACGCCGUCAGACAGACGUACAAAGAGCUCGUCGAAGCCGGCGACAUUGUAGAUACCGCCGUCAUGAAUGCCGUCAUAGCCGCCCUUUUUCGCGCCGGCGAGCCCGCAGCCGCAGAGCACGUCUUUGAGCGCAUGAAGAAGUUGCAUGCGGCCAGACUCCUCCCCGCUCCAGGACACCGGUUUCUUACCAACAACUGGAGAGAUCGCCGAGCCGUAGGUCUGCACUUUACCCACCAAGCUCGACUACUCAAACGCACGCAAAAGGAGGAGGAGUGGAACGAGCUGCAAAACUACGCGCCAAUAGCCCCAGAUUCGCGCACUUAUUCGCUGCUCAUACGAUACCAUGCUACCCUAGCGGGAAACAUUGACCGCGUCAACGAGCUGCUGCAGGAGAUGCGGUACAACUCUGUCCCCAUAGAGGGCACCACCUUCAUCGUCAUGUUCCACGGUUUCGCUUCCUUUGGUGGCGUUCGCUACUCCUCAUGGACGGCCGACAAGCUCGAGCGAGUAUGGGCCCAGUUCCUCGAGGCCGCAGCCCAAGACCCAGAGCGCACAUGGCUUUCUAGCACGGCCGUGAUUGCAGCCUUGAAGGCUUUCAAGCGGUGUACAGACGCUGACCGUACCUUGACCGCCUGGGAGGAGAUUCGGCCUGCCUGGCACCCAAACGAAGAAGAGCUAGAAAGGGUGCUGCGAGAGCUGCGAAGGGUCGAUGUUCGCUCUGGCUUUUUCAGCAAGAAUGUCAGAGGGCGGGUACAAUGA
Molecule: messenger RNA, 1959 nt
Organism: Ascochyta rabiei
Lineage: Eukaryota; Fungi; Ascomycota; Dothideomycetes; Pleosporales; Didymellaceae
Exons: 1
Coding region: 1-1959 (652 amino acids)
Molecular function (GO): protein binding
Source: RefSeq, a predicted model, not a curated record